GGUAACGGCUCUCCUGCGUCCUCCCGUCCGAGCUCUCGUCUUCCCCGGCCGGCAGUUCACUCCGUUCCUCUCCUCUCGGGGAAGGUUCAAACCGCCGCCGCUCCGCUACGCACGGGCGCGCGAGAUAUGCGGGCUCUCGUGCCCCCCGUCGCCCCACUCCUCCCGCGGGUCCCGAACCCCGCCGCGACCCCGAGCCCUGGGGGCAUCCCUCGCUCGGCGGCGCUCUCGCGGCGGCACCGCGCCGUCGUUUCCGCCGCCGCCGCCGCGGCCACCGGGGGCCACUGGGGCGCCAACGACGACCACCACCAACACAACCAAUACCGCGGUGGCGGACGCAGGGGUGCGGGCCCCAGCGUGCAGUGCGACGUGGACGUGGUGUCGUGGCGCGAGCGGCGGGUGUUCGCGUCCGUCGCGGUGGCCGCCGACGUCGACACCGUCUGGCGCAUCAUCACCGACUACGAGCGCCUCGCCGAAUUCGUCCCCAACCUCGUGCACAGUGGGAGGAUCCCGUGCCCGCACGAGGGCAGGAUAUGGCUGGAGCAGAGGGGGCUGCAGCAGGCGCUGUACUGGCACAUCGAGGCUCGCGUAGUGCUGGAUCUCCGGGAGGUCCCGGACGCCGUUAAUGGACGAGAACUACACUUCUCCAUGGUCGAUGGCGACUUUAAGAAGUUUGAAGGGAAAUGGUCUGUCAGAUCUGGUCCAAGGUCUGCUAGUGCAAUUUUGCUGUAUGAAGUUAAUGUGAUACCAAGAUUUAAUUUCCCAUCAAUAUUUCUAGAGAGGAUUAUAAGAUCGGAUCUUCCUGUGAAUCUUAGAGCCUUGGCUUUUAGAUCUGAAAAAUUGUAUUUAGAAAACCUAAAACGUGGAUCUACAAAAUCUACUGGUGCAAACCCAAAGCCACUUAACUUCCGUAGUGCAAUAGUCGAGAACGAUAACAUUUUUUCUAGUAAGUUCGCAGAAGCACCUCCUUCUUCUGGUUCUGGUGCUGUGCUUGCUUCACCUUCUCCUGAGUUGAAUAGCAAAUGGGGUAUAUAUGGUAAUGUCUGCAGUCUUGAUAGGCCUUGUGUGGUAGACGAGAUCCAUCUGCGAAGAUUUGAUGGCCUCUUGGAACAUGAAGGGGCUCACAGGUGUGUUGUUACUAGUAUCACCGUGAAAGCACCUGUUAGAGAAGUAUGGAAUGUUCUCACUGCAUAUGAGAAGUUGCCUGAGAUUAUACCAAACCUGGCUAUCAGUAGGAUUCUUCUUCGUGAUAAUAACAAGGUUCGCAUACUGCAGGAGGGCUGCAAAGGCCUACUUUAUAUGGUUCUUCAUGCUCGUGUUGUUAUGGAUCUUCGUGAGAAACUUGAACGUGAAAUCAGCUUUGAACAAGUCGAGGGGGAUUUCUUCUCCUUCAAAGGAAAAUGGCGACUUGAACAGCUUGGCGAUCAGCACACACUGCUGAAGUAUAUGGUUGAGACUAAGAUGCAUAAGGAUACCUUUCUCUCAGAAUCAAUCCUAGAAGAGGUCAUAUACGAAGACCUUCCAUCAAACCUAUGUGCAAUUCGUGAUUAUGUUGAAAAGGCGGAAGCUGAGAGAGGAAAUUCCACAGUGCACUCUGAUGCACCAACUAAUCCGGACACUGUUGCUAUUGAUUACGCAGAAGAGCGGCGAUCAGUGCAAACAUCUGUACAUUGCUCUUCAAGUUCUACGAAGCAGAGGCCGAAAGUUCCAGGUCUGCAAAAGGACAUCGAGGUCCUUAAAUCUGAACUUGGAAGUUUUAUUUCAAAGUAUGGUCAGAAUGGCUUCAUGCCUAAGAGAAAACAUCUUCGAACACAUGGAAGAGUUGAUAUCGAGAAGGCAAUUACACGGAUGGGUGGGUUCAGGAAGAUUGCCAGCAUAAUGAAUCUUUCCCUUUCUUAUAAAAAUCGAAAACCUAGAGGUUAUUGGGACAAUCUAGAGAACUUACAAGAAGAGAUCCGGAGAUUCCAGAAGAACUGGGGUAUUGACCCUUCUUAUAUGCCUAGUAGAAAGUCUUUUGAGAGGGCAGGGCGUUAUGACAUUGCUCGAGCACUAGAAAAAUGGGGUGGUAUACAGGAGGUGUCUCGACUUCUCUCUCUUGAACCAAGACGGCCUAGAAGGCAAGCAGACUCUGACAGCGAGAAGCAACCUGAAUCUCCACGCGAGGCAACAACCAAGCACCCAAGCAAACCAGAUGAACCAAGUGUGCCUCCGGACGCCCAGAAAUGGCUCCUAAAGCUUAAGGAUCUGGACGUCAACUGGGUCGAGUACUGAACAGGACUCCGGAGGAAGGCUGCUCAAUUUUGACCGAAAGGAAGGUUGCUCCAUUGUGGGUCCAUUCAGCAAUUCAAUCUUCUACAGAUGUCAUCUAGAAGCUGUAAAUUAUAUACAGAAAAGCUCUCCACAGGUUUCUACCGUUCCUUAGCCUAAUUCCUCGCAAGAGCCAAAAUGAGUGUCUUUUUGUAUGACUUGAGCUGUGACUCUCCAGAACUGUCAACUUUGUUGUCGCGGUCAAAUCAACGUGUAGAAUUGGUAAAAGAACUCUCUAGAAGCACGCUCGAACAAGACUGGUUCAAACCUGUUGGUUAAUGCGCUGCAUAUAAAAGGAAGUUGUUGAUGAAUUGACCUUUCAAAGGUCAAGAGCGUUGGAAAAGCAGGGAAUAUUUGUGGGCUUGACCAGGAGCCGGGUGGAGAGAAGUCCAGGGUUGGGUAUCACAGCUUCGAUUGCUGGAGUCUAGAUGCCAGAGUUGGGGUAUUCUCUCCUUAAAAAUAAAAAGAAGAUGCCAGAUUUGAGUCCAACUGGUGCACUAUAUGAAGACAAAUGAUGUGAAUAAUUCUGAGGCAAGACCCACACGCUGCAAAAGAGCAAUGGAAAAGGAUAUAUAAUAGAAAGGUCCCACCGGGAUUCGAACCCAGGUCGCCAGAUUCAAAGUCUGGAGUGCUAACCACUACACUAUGGAACCAAUUUUGACCCAACGAUUUUUUAUUUACUAUAUGUGACAGAUUGUCAUUUUGACAAAUCUUCUCACCGUUGCACCAGAUUCAGAAAUAUUUCACAGGAAAA
This is a messenger RNA of Brachypodium distachyon (stiff brome), 3058 nucleotides long. RefSeq lists its product as uncharacterized. Bases 127 to 2268 code for a protein of 713 amino acids. Lineage: Eukaryota; Viridiplantae; Streptophyta; Magnoliopsida; Poales; Poaceae. The record is from RefSeq and is a predicted model, not a curated record. The transcript is spliced from 11 exons. Gene Ontology annotation, biological process: regulation of photosynthesis, light reaction.